CUUCCGCUUCCGGGUAGACUCUCAGUCAGCCCUCUCUAAAAUGGAUGUGAUGGGCUGUUGAUUAUGUUGUAGCUCACACGUGUUAGAUUACUUGUGGAUAUUUUACCAGAGAGCUCAUUUGCAUCUGCGUUUGAACUGAAGCGCGGUUUGAGUGGUGUUCGGUUGACGGAGGGAUCAUUUUGUGUCUGUUUACGAGUCAUAGGACACGUUAAUAAGUCCAGCAGCAUCUCUUGUGUUAGCAUUCGGUUAGCUAGCCGGCUAAAAGCACCGGGUAGCUCAAUAGCGCGCGCUGCUGUAGCCAGAUUAGCUAGCAGCAAAGAUCAGAGGGAGAUGUGUGAAGGAUCCGGUUUACACGCAUAAACAACAAAACUCUCCUUUUUCACCCACUAAAGGUUUUUCUUAGGUUUUUUUAAGCUCAGUCGAAGGUUACAGGACAACAUGGGCGCGUAUCUGUCGAAACCCAAUACGGAAAAGAACACAGCCAACGGAGGGAACCAGAACCUGCGCUACGGGCUGGCGGCCAUGCAGGGAUGGCGUGUUUCAAUGGAGGACGCUCACAAUUGUAUCCCAGAGCUGGAUGAAGAGACGGCCAUGUUCGCCGUUUAUGAUGGACAUGGAGGUGAAGAAGUUGCUUUGUACUGCUCCAAAUAUUUACCAGACAUCAUAAAGCAGCAGAAAGCAUAUAAAGAUGGUAAACUGCAAAAGGCUCUGGAAGAUGCUUUCCUGGCUAUUGACAGCCAAAUCACCUCAGAAGAGGUAAUCAAAGAGCUUGUUCAGAUAGCUGGCCGUCCACAAGAGGAGGCAGCACCAGAAAAAGUAGCGGAUGAGGAUGAUGUGGACAAUGAGGAAACAGCUCUUCUGCAUGAAGAGGCCACAAUGACAAUUGAGGAGCUGCUUGUCCGCUAUGGGCAGAACCUGAAUAAAUCGGUCAAAAAGCUUGGACAGGAUGCCACCAAAGAGCUGGAAAACCGAGAUAAUGUCCACGCAGAUAAUAAAGGGAUCAACGGUGAGACAGAAUGUGGGGCAUCUGAAACUGACAGCAAUGGAAAAGCAAAGCUGGAAGAGACGGCUGGAGGCUCCAAAAUGAGGGCGUGCAGGAGAGCGACAGCCUCCUGUGGAGGGAGCUCUGCAGUCGGAGGCUCCUCUGACGGGGAGAAAGCCGGAGCCACAGCGGACGCAGGUCCUUCCUGUUCCUCCUCUGCAGCACCCACACCAGGAAGUGCCAAAUCAAAGUUCUUCGAGGACAGUGACGAGUCAGAAGAAGGGGAAGAUGAAGAAGAGGGCAGUGAUGAAGAGGAUGGCAGUGAGCAGGACGGUGGGGACAGCAGUGAAAAUGAAGAGGAUGACACAGAGGAGGAGGAGGAAGACACUGAUGAAGAAGAAGAAGAAGAAGAAAUGUGUUUGCCAGGGAUGGAUGGGAAAGAAGAGCCUGGUUCAGACAGCGGGACUACAGCUGUAGUGGCUCUGAUUCGUGGUAAACAGCUAAUAGUAGCCAAUGCUGGAGACUCGCGCUGUGUCGUCUCAGAGAGGGGCAAAGCAGUGGACAUGUCCUACGAUCACAAGCCAGAAGAUGAACUGGAGCUAGCCAGAAUAAAGAAUGCAGGAGGCAAAGUGACCAUGGACGGCCGUGUAAACGGAGGACUAAACCUUUCCAGGGCCAUUGGGGACCACUUUUACAAGAGGAAUAAGAACCUCCCACCUGAGGAACAGAUGAUUUCUGCUUUACCAGAUGUCAAAGUACUGACUCUCAAUGAAGAGCAUGAAUUCAUGGUGGUUGCUUGUGAUGGAAUCUGGAAUGUAAUGAGUAGCCAGGAGGUGGUGGAGUUUGUAAACGAGAGACUGAAAGCAGAAGGAAGCGAGACCAAGCCACUGUCUGCUGUUAUUGAAGAGCUGCUUGACCACUGCUUGGCACCAGACACAUCUGGCGAUGGCACAGGCUGUGACAACAUGACUUGUAUGAUUGUCAAGUUCAGACCCUUCAGUGGUACCAACACGGACGAGAACACAAAGAAACGCAAGCCCGAGGAGCAGGUGUCUGAGGAGAAUGGCAACGCCAACAAAAAAUCCAAAACGGAAUAGAGCUCCCAUCAGUGGUCUCUAUACACUCUUCUGAUGAAACAUAAACAGACACACAACUCUACUAGACUUUUUUUUAUGAAUGACAUCCCAGGAAAAUGUUUUAAUUUGAGAUAAUUUGAAGGUGCAAGAAAAUCGAACUGUACACCAGCCAUCUGUUUCCCAUUGUUUUGGAAAGAAUUUGUUUAGAGGCCCUCAGCAACCUGACCACAUGAGUGAGAGCAGCUGUCUCUCAAUGGACGGCACUCACAUCAAGUCAAAUUUGUGAACUUUUAUGUGCUCAUAUCCUUGUAUAUAAUUUUUUCCCAGGAACUUGUCAUCAUUUUCUUUCAUUGUAUUUGUGAUGCUCUGAACACCCAUGUAAUUGUAUUCAAAUACAUUUUUUGUAAAUUAUGUGAUUGAUGCAAUUGUUUUAAUUUUUUUGAGGUAGAAACAAGCAGAUAUUCAAGCCAUUUAAUUUCCCUGAUGAAGGAGAACGCAAAUCUAAAUUUGAAACGUUACUAUCAUUCCUUUGUUUUCAAUGUGUCAAAAAACUGUAUUUUACCCGUCUUCUUGAGGCUCCAAUUGUAUUGAGUGUAUUGUUUUUGUUGCUGAGCGGAUGUGCAACCUUCAUGCAAUGAACAAGAGUGACUUGAUGUCUGCAGAGGUUUAGUAGUGCGGCUGUAAGGUUGGAGCCCUCAGUGAGAGCUAGUCACCUGUGCGUAUGUCCUCUGUCUCAGCCAUGCAGCUCAAAUAAGGUUUCUAUACAAGGUAUUUUGGAAAAUAUAUUUUGGUACUUUUUAAGCAUCUUUGGGAAUUCUGAGACAACAGUAAACAUUGCUUAGGAUGAAAAUUUCCUGAAACAAUAAACAAGUGGAGGCAAACUA
Tachysurus vachellii is the source of this 2942-nucleotide messenger RNA. RefSeq names its product protein phosphatase, Mg2+/Mn2+ dependent, 1G (gene ppm1g). The transcript is spliced from 10 exons. Gene Ontology annotation, molecular function: protein serine/threonine phosphatase activity; cation binding. Lineage: Eukaryota; Metazoa; Chordata; Actinopteri; Siluriformes; Bagridae. Bases 439 to 2079 code for a protein of 546 amino acids. The record is from RefSeq and is a predicted model, not a curated record. Gene Ontology annotation, cellular component: nucleoplasm. Gene Ontology annotation, biological process: protein dephosphorylation.